AAAUACCAAACGAGACAAACCUUCUUUCUUCUUCGUCUCUCUCUCUCUCUCUCAAAGAAACCUUCCUGAAAUUGUCUUUCGUCAAUUCUCUUCUUCUUCUUCUUCUUCUGGGUUUCCGAGAAUCUAACUGUAUAAUCUUAGAGCUUUUCGAUCUGUGAGAUAAUCUCAGAGCUUUUGUUCGUGUGCUAGUGGGAACAGAGGAAAGCAACAGAGUGUGAAAACGCUUACCUUGAAGGAACUGUUACUGUGUAUUGCUGAUUGAUUUUACAUGAUUGAGAAGAGCUUAGCGGAUGGUAUGGAUUUUUCACCUGUGAUUACGGUUCUAGAAGGAGAUUUCAAGAUGGACAAGGCUUCUGCAACAGAAACUGAUGCUUUAGAUGACUCUAGGCAAAUGAGUAAAGGAAAGCCUCCGAGGCACGUUUCUUCUAUGCAACAUAUCACAAGCUCUACUACUACUACUACUAGUAGGCUGCAGGUUGCAGUCAGUGCCCAGGAUCUGGACGUUUGUAGUUUGGUCAUGAAGUCGUCGCCUGAUGAGAAAACAGAGUUUCUGCCUGUAUACCGAUCAGGAAGCUGUGCUGAGCAAGGUGCAAAACAGUUUAUGGAAGAUGAGCACAUUUGCAUUGAUGAUCUUGUUCAGCAUCUUGGUGCCUCUUUUGAUUUCUCAUCUCUUGGAGCCUUCUAUGGGGUAUUUGAUGGCCAUGGAGGCACAGAUGCAGCACUGUUUGUUAGAAAGAACAUACUCAGAUACAUUGUAGAAGACUCCUACUUCCCACUAUGUGUUAAGAAGGCAAUCAAGAAUGCUUUCUUGAAAGCUGAUUACGAGUUUGCAGAUGAUUCUUCCCUUGACAUCUCUUCUGGGACCACUGCCCUUACAGCUUUUAUCUUUGGAAGGAGGUUGAUAAUUGCAAAUGCUGGUGAUUGCCGAGCAGUGCUUGGUAGAAGAGGCAGAGCAAUUGAGUUAUCCAAAGACCACAAACCAAACAGCAGCUCCGAGAAAGUAAGAAUAGAGAAGCUAGGUGGAGUUGUGUACGAUGGCUACCUCAACGGGCAACUAUCGGUUGCACGUGCCAUUGGAGACUGGCACAUGAAAGGCCCCAAAGGCUCUGCUUGUCCUUUAAGCCCAGAGCCAGAGUUUCAAGAGACAGACCUUAGCGAAGAAGAUGAGUUCUUGAUAAUGGGAUGUGACGGUCUGUGGGAUGUGAUGAGCAGUCAGUGCGCGGUGACAAUCGCGAGGAAAGAGCUGAUGAUUCAUAAUGACCCAGAGAGAUGCGCCAGAGAGCUGGUGAGGGAGGCUCUUAAAAGGAAUGCGUGUGAUAAUUUGACUGUGAUCGUUGUGUGCUUCUCUCCGGAUCCUCCGCAGAGGAUAGAGAUCCGGAUGCAGUCACGUGUGAGAAGGAGUAUAUCUGCGGAAGGGCUAAAUCUACUCAAAGGGGUGCUUGAUGGCUACCCUUGAUCAGCAUGUUCUUGUUGUUCUAUGUUGCUUUGUGAGAGGCUAUUGCCAUGUUGUAGAGUGUUUGUGUUCUGAGUAUGUUGUUGUUGUUGUUACCUAUAUUAGUAUUCAACAUUCAUUGAGAUUUUUGAUGGAUGUCAUGUAAUCACGCUUUUGUAAAUAACAUUUUUUUUACCUGUUC
Messenger RNA from Raphanus sativus (radish), 1634 nucleotides. Its product is annotated as probable protein phosphatase 2C 27. Lineage: Eukaryota; Viridiplantae; Streptophyta; Magnoliopsida; Brassicales; Brassicaceae. The record is from RefSeq and is a predicted model, not a curated record. The transcript is spliced from 4 exons. Gene Ontology annotation, molecular function: protein serine/threonine phosphatase activity; cation binding. Gene Ontology annotation, biological process: protein dephosphorylation. Bases 269 to 1456 code for a protein of 395 amino acids.